Molecule: messenger RNA, 1846 nt
Organism: Heteronotia binoei (common prickly gecko)
Lineage: Eukaryota; Metazoa; Chordata; Lepidosauria; Squamata; Gekkonidae
Product: zinc finger and SCAN domain-containing protein 31-like
Exons: 3
Coding region: 1-1836 (611 amino acids)
Biological process (GO): regulation of transcription by RNA polymerase II
Molecular function (GO): DNA-binding transcription factor activity, RNA polymerase II-specific; RNA polymerase II cis-regulatory region sequence-specific DNA binding
Source: RefSeq, a predicted model, not a curated record
AUGAAAACAGAGCAGGAGGAACUGGUGGUCGCCAAGCCUGAUGUGGGACCACAAGGAACUGGCGGGGGAACCCCUGAUGCCUACCAAGGGGGAACAAUUGGACAACCCCUAAGUUCGAUGAAAACCCAGAGCAUUAAACAGGAACCAGAAGAGGGGUCAUCAUUGCAGUGCUGGGAAACCCAGUGGCAGGAGUUUCUCAAAACCGUGCAGUCUCCUCAGCCCGGAGAGAGAAUUCCACAGCCACCAGCAUCUGCAUCAUUGGCUGAUACAUCUGUAGCCCCCUUUGAGGGAGCAGCACCCAGUGGCCAACAGGCUCAAGACAAGGGUGAGGCCAGACACCCAUUGGCCUUUAAAGGAAUAGCCCAACAAGCCAACAGCAUGCUGGAAUCAGCCGGUGCUCAAGCCGCAGAGCUCAAGACUGAGGAGGCAGUCACCUUGGAGACAAGAUGUCGGCGCUUCAGGCAGCUUGGCUACCAGGAGGCUGAGGGGCCCCGGGAGGUUUACGUCCGGCUCUGUGAGCUCUGCCACUGGUGGCUGAAGCCAGACACACACACCAAGGAGCAGAUGCUGGACCUGGUGAUCCUGGAGCAGUUCCUGGCCAUCCUGCCUUUGGAAAUGCGGCUGUGGGUGGAAGGAGGCAGUAGCGAGAGCUGUUUCCAGGCCGUGGCCCUGGCGGAAGACUUCCUGCUGAGGCAGCAAGAGGAUGAAAAACCAGCAUGGCAGAACACUGGACCUGUUGAAAAGGUGGUUGUGUCUUUCCCUAAAGAAGAACAUUCUCUGGGAGAUUUGGACCAGAGAGCCCUUCACGGGGAAGUCGUGCCAGACAAUGGUGCUAACAAAACAUCUUCGGAUUAUUUGCAGCCAAAUGAAUGCACGGAUGCCAAAAAUCCACUGGAAAGCUCCAUGAAUGUGGAACUGUCGCCAAAGACCUUCCAAAGGCGAUCAACAGGGAACGCUUUUCGAGGUGAAGAAGUGGGAGAAUCCACCAGGAGUCAACGGAAGUCAAGGAGGCAACAGAAAAACCACACCAAAUCCAGGAUGAGUAAGCCAGUCUCUUGUAAGGACCAUCUUCUGCGGCACCAGCAAAUCCACAUGGCCAAAAAAACGCACAAAUGCUCUUACUGCGGGAAAGCUUUCAGCAGCAGGUCGCACCUGAUUAUUCACGAGAGAACCCACACGGGGGAAAAGCCCUACAACUGCUCCGUUUGCGGGAAGAGCUUCAGCCGCAAUUCUCACCUCAUCGUCCAUCGGAGGACUCACACCGGGGAGAAACCGUACAAGUGCUCCUUCUGCGGCAAAACGUUCAGCCACAGUUCUCUCCUGAUCAAACACGAGAGGACCCACACCGGGGAGAAGCCCUACGAGUGCUCCUACUGCGCAAAAAGCUUCAGGCAGAGGUCGUGCCUGACCAUCCACGAAAGGACACACACAGGGGAGAAACCGUACAAGUGUUUGGUCUGCGGGAAGAGCUUCACGUGCAAUUCGCACCUCGUGGAACACGGCCGGACCCACACGGGGGAGAAGCCGUACAAGUGCUCCGUUUGCACAAAGAACUUCCGGUGCAAUUCGCAGCUGGUCAGGCACCAACGGACCCACACGGGGGAGAAGCCGUACAAGUGCUCCGUCUGCGGGAAGGCCUCCAGUUACAAGUCGGACCUGAUCAGACAUGAGCGGACUCACACGCGGGAAAAGCCGUAUCAGUGCUCUGAGUGCGGAUGGGGCUUUCUUUGGAAAUCCCAACUUGUCAGCCACCAGAGAGUACACAGUGAAGAGAAACGCUGGCACAGGCCUCCAGUGACUCUGAGGGAAGCUCUUGUCAUAACUCAUGUCUUAUGAUUCACAGAAG